Messenger RNA from Naegleria fowleri, 1842 nucleotides. RefSeq lists its product as uncharacterized. Lineage: Eukaryota; Heterolobosea; Eutetramitea; Acrasida; Naegleriidae. Gene Ontology annotation, cellular component: spliceosomal complex. Gene Ontology annotation, molecular function: mRNA binding. Bases 1 to 1842 code for a protein of 613 amino acids. The transcript has a single exon. The record is from RefSeq and is a predicted model, not a curated record. Gene Ontology annotation, biological process: mRNA processing.
AUGUCCAAUCCUCAUCAUCGACCCUAUCAUCAAGGAGGUCAUCAUAGAAAUGAAAGAGGAGGUUAUCGGAAUUACAAUGAUCGUAACCGUGAUAAUUAUCAAUCUUAUAAUCAAGGAGGAGCCUUUAAUAAUACUCCACUACAGCAACAACAAUUAAAUUCUCUCAUGAUGGCAAAGAAGCCUAAAGUUAUUCAUGUGGAUCCUUCUGUGGUUCAAAAAACAAAGCCAACAAUUAAUACAACAGUGCAAGAAAUAAUUCAUAGAAGACAAUUAAAAUUUCCAAUGGUUCCAGUUAAUAUUCCUGUGUCGAAGGCUCCUCCUGAGGCAGGAGAAUAUCCAAAUCCAUUUGAUUUUCCAAAUGUACUUAUAGAUACACGAACAACAAUUGUAAUGGAAGAUUUAAGCGCUGACACAGAGAAUGAUUACAUCAAGAAAUUACUUGAAAGUUGCGGACAAUAUACAAGCUGGAAACGAUUGAAAGAUCCAAAAACUAAUAGAUGGUUGACAUUCGGAUUUUGUGAAUAUCAAUCUUGUUCUUCAGCAAUUAGAGCUCUACGAUUAUUGAAUUUACUGACGAUAGAACCUGGUGUAACUAUCAAAAUGAAAUGCUCAAAGAAAGUUCAAACUUUUAUGGAUCAGUACCAACAAAAGAAGUUGGAGUUGUGGGCAAAGAAGCUUCAAGAACGAGAGAAAACAAAUAACUCUCAGAACUCAAGCACAACAGAUGAGCUCACUCCUGAACAGCGGCAACUCCUAGCUCAAUUAGAAGAACAAAUGGCAUCAUCAAAAACUGAAGAAAAAAUAGAAGUAAGAGACAGUGAUCGACAUGAGUUUGAAAAUUAUGAAAAAUCACUGGAUGAUAUUUCUAAGAUCAUUAUUAACGAUCUUGUUAAGGAGAGAAUGAGCAUAGAAACUGAAAACCGGUCUAGAGAAUCGAUAAGUCAACAAUUAGCCGUGACAAACACUGUACAAAAAAUUGCAGAGACUGGUGUGAGCAAUGAAGAAGCAGAACAAAAAAAGAAUUUAAUUUAUGAAGAAAUUCGAAGAUUCAGAGACAAUGAGAAAAUGAAAGAAGAAGAAAUUAAAGAGGUUGAAAGAAAAAGAAGAGAGAAAAUAUACAGAGAAAAGAGGUUAAAGCAAUCCAAACAACUUGAAAGAGAAAGAAGAAGAAGACAACGCUGGGAAAAGGAAAACGAACAAGACAAAAGACAACGAGAGGUUACUAUUCGAGAAAUUGAAAGAUUUGAAAGGAGACGAGAACGAAGGUAUGGCGGAAUAGAUGGAACUGGAGAGGGUUAUGUUAGCAGUGACGAAGAAAUAUCCACUGGAACUGAUAAGAAAAAGAUUCAAAUUGAACUUCAAGAAAAAGCGCCUACAUCUAGAGAACCAUCUGAGGUCGUUACUUACGAAGAGGAAGAGCAAGAUUGGGGAAGAAAGAAGAAAAAGCUUUCAGCAGUCGAGGAGAUUGAAAAAUCCAAGAGAGACGCAGAAUAUUUGGAUCGUGAAAAUAUUAGAAAAAUUCUUCCUACUUCUCAAGCAGAGGUUUUCAAUUAUCCAGUGGAUUGGAAUGUGAUCGAUAAGUACUCUCUAUGGGUUCCUCUUGCUCCAUAUGUUGACGAACAAAUUAUUAGCUUAACAGGAGAUCCAGAAGAAAGCUUGAGCCAAUUUAUUUUGGGCAAAGUUGAAACUCACUCUUCACCACAAGAAAUUAUUAACGAUCUUGUGGAAAUAUUCGAUGAACAAACAGAACCAUUUGUACUUGGAUUAUGGGAGAGGUUGCUUGUAGAAAUGGUUCGAAAACAACGUGAAAUUCAAUUGGAAAAUCAAGACAUUAUCGAAUAA